Aureobasidium uvarum is the source of this 1044-nucleotide messenger RNA. NCBI's taxonomy places the organism in Eukaryota, Fungi, Ascomycota, Dothideomycetes, Dothideales, Saccotheciaceae. The record is from the annotation of a GenBank genome assembly.
AUGUCGUCAACACGCACGCCAAUGCAGCGCUUACUGCUGCUACAACAAUCAGGCACCUCAUCCUUCACCACUUGCCUCCUCCAACCAUGCUCGCGACAACCCAGCACCCGCUUCUUCAGCACCAGUCCUCGCACCUCCGCCGGCGUACGCAAGUCCAGGUCCUACGCACCACGCGAGACGGGCAUGAAACAGCCCAGCCAAAAGUCCUUUGAAGUCAUGAAGAAGGAGCAAAUGAAGAAUAUCGAUCAGAUGCCCAAUGAUGUGGGCUUGAUCCCUGCCACUUUUAUCAUGCCGACUGGAAACCGAUUGCCUUCUCUCACCGCCGAUUUCAGCACGAGAUUUGCGUUGGAAAAGCACCGUGCUUGGCUGCGUAUAAAGGAGAUUUUCGGGUAUGGUUUACCUCUCCCCCCCCCCCCCCCCCCAAUUCCCGUUUCUGACCUUGAUCUGCGCCUUUUGCAUUCUGCCUUUUUUUUUGGACCAGAAGAGACUAACACAUACUCACACAGUCGCCACUACAUGGGCUACUUCCACGUAAAACCCCGCGCAGACUUCCAAACCUCUGCAAUCCCUUCAAUCGCAAAAUCCCUCUACCAAGACAUGUACACGGCCUUUGCCUCUGGAAACCUCGCCCCCGUGGCGCCAAAACUCUGCGAAAACGUGCACAUGUCACUGGAGCAGAGGAUACAACAGAGAAGUGCCAAUGUGGGCAUCGCAUGGACACUGCACAACUGGACCGCAACCCCCAAAAUCGUCAGCCACAAGUACAUGCCCAUGAGUUUGGAAGACAACAAGGACAAAACGAAACAGACGACCAUCCAGCAAGUGUGUGUGCGGAUGCAGAGUUUGCAGAGUUUGAAAAAGGUGAGGAGGGUCAAGCAGGGGAAUAAGACGGUCGAGGUUAUCGAGGAAGGAAGCUCGGCUGCUCCAAAGGAGGUUGUAGAGUAUCUUGUUGUGCAGAGGUUGUGUAAGAGGGGAAAGAUGGGUCCUUGGAUGGUUUGGGGCACCACUACCGAGUCUGAUCCCAAGGAGGCUCUUGCCGGAUGA